This is a messenger RNA of Coffea eugenioides, 1437 nucleotides long. Its product is annotated as taxadiene 5-alpha hydroxylase. Bases 1 to 1437 code for a protein of 478 amino acids. The transcript is spliced from 3 exons. The record is from RefSeq and is a predicted model, not a curated record. Gene Ontology annotation, biological process: sterol metabolic process. Lineage: Eukaryota; Viridiplantae; Streptophyta; Magnoliopsida; Gentianales; Rubiaceae. Gene Ontology annotation, molecular function: iron ion binding; heme binding; oxidoreductase activity, acting on paired donors, with incorporation or reduction of molecular oxygen.
AUGGCCUUCGAUUUGAGCUUCGUUCUGCCUUUGUUUUCUGCAGUUGUUGCAUUGGCUCUUGCUAUUGUCUUUUAUAACUUCACUAGCUCAAACAAUAAAAGCAAGAAAAAUUUACCACCGGGAGAGCUGGGACUUCCUUGGAUUGGUGAAACAUUAGAAUUCCACAAAGCCCAAAAGAAUAACAGGCUGUACGAGGAGUUUGUUCAACCAAGAAUCCAAAAAAAUGGGAAGACCUUCAAAACUAGGCUGAUGGGGUCACCAACUGUGGUGGUAAAUGGAGCCGAAGCUAAUAAGUUCUUUCUGUCUAAUGAAUUCAAGUUGGUGGUUAGCUCAUGGCCUACCUCAUCUGUUCAGCUCAUGGGCUCUGAUUCUAUCAUGGAGACGCAAGGGGAUGCACACCGUUGCGUCCGAGGAAUCAUUGCCACCAGCCUCAGCUGUUCUGGGCUGGAGGCAAUGGUGCCAAUGAUAUGCAACACAGUUCAGUCGCAUUUGGACGAAAAUUGGAGAGGUAAGGACGUUAUCAGCCUGUAUAGACUAACCAAAACUUUGACAUUCACCAUUGUGCUUGAAUGCAUGCUGGGAAUUGAAGUCCAACCAGAAAUGUUGGGAAUGUUUGAGAAAGUCUUGGAAGGGGUUUUCUCUCUCCCAUUUAGGUUCCCUGGAACGGCAUUCUCAAGGGCAAAGAAUGCAAGAAUUGAGGUAGAGAAGAUGUUGCUAAAUAUAGUGAGAAAAAAGAGGGAAGAAAUUGCAUUCCAGCAAGUAGUAGAAGGAGGAGGAAUGCUACUUUUCAGGCUGGUAAAGGCGAUGAUUCAAGGCGAAAUGAGUGAGAAGGAAGUGGUGGAUAAUAUGGUUCUGCUAGUUUUUGCAGCACAUGAUACCACUUCUUUUGCCAUUACCAUGACCUUUAGGAUGUUGGCUCAUCAUCCCAACUGCUACUCACAACUUCUUCAAGAACAUCUUGACAUAAAGGACAACAGAAGACCAGGUGAAACCUUAACACAUGAGGACAUAAAGAAGAUGAAUUAUACUUGGCAAGUUGCUAGAGAAAGCAUGAGGAUGUUUCCUCCUAUUUUUGGCUCGUUCAGAAAAGCGAUUGUAGACAUUGAAUACGACGGAUUUACGAUUCCAAAAGGCUGGAAGGUGCUCUGGACUGCUUAUGGAACACAUUAUGAAUCAGAGUAUUUUGAAGACCCUCUGAGAUUUAAUCCAAGUAGAUUUGAGAUCCCUGUUCAGCCUUAUGCUUAUCUUCCAUUUGGUGGAGGGCCAAGGCAGUGUGCUGGAUAUCAAUUAGCCAAGUUAAACAUCCUAAUACUGAUACAUUUUGUUGUUACACAAUAUGAAUGGUCCUUAGUGAAUCCUCAGGAACCCAUUGCUGUGGAUCCUCUACCAUUUCCCUCUCAGGGAAUGCCCAUUAGAAUUUCUCCCAAGUUGUCAUAG